AUGACAGCCCACUCUUCUCCCUUCCCCUCUUAUAAAUCUCAAAAUGCAACUAUCUUUUCUUCUUCCCCUCUGCUUCUACUUUGUUUUGCUCCGUCGGCUGACUCAAAACACAUAUCUCUAAUGGCUUCUUUUCCUGCAACCUCUAAUAAUGCCUUCAACUUGGUUUUACUUUCCCCUCUUCUCUUGAUCUCCAUCUCCACAGUCUUGGUGUCUUCCUUCCAGUUCCAAGUUGGAGGUGAGAGAGGUUGGGAAAAACCGACCACCAACGAGACUGAGACGUACAAUCACUGGGCUUCCAAGAAUAGAUUCCAUGUUGGAGAUACAAUUUAUUUCAAGUACCAACGAGACUCGGUGCUGGUAGUGAAUUCCACAGGCUACAGAUACUGCAUUUCAUCGAACCCAAUCUUCAAAUUUGAAGAUGGAAAUACAGUUUUUCAACUUGAUCACUCGGGAUUCUUCUAUUUCAUCAGUGGGCAGUCUGGUCACUGCAAAGCUGGUCAAAAACUAAUUAUCGAUGUAAUCCACGACACUGAGACUAGCCCAUCAGAACCCGCACCUGAGCCACCAGAAUCUGCACCCUCACCUAUUGCCUGUGGUGGGAAUGGAGGCGGAGGGGAUGGCUGGGAUUCGGAUGACUGGGGACCCCCUGGGCUGGGACUGAAUUCCACCACCAAGCUCUCUGUUGCAUCUUACUUCAUGACUGCUUUUGGAGCCGUUUUUGUCAUUCUCUAUUUGUUUAUGAACUAG
Messenger RNA from Ilex paraguariensis (yerba mate), 747 nucleotides. Lineage: Eukaryota; Viridiplantae; Streptophyta; Magnoliopsida; Aquifoliales; Aquifoliaceae. The record is from the annotation of a GenBank genome assembly.